Alosa alosa (allis shad) is the source of this 1584-nucleotide messenger RNA. It is a transcript of the gene hibch, whose product is annotated as 3-hydroxyisobutyryl-CoA hydrolase. Gene Ontology annotation, cellular component: mitochondrion. The record is from RefSeq and is a predicted model, not a curated record. Gene Ontology annotation, molecular function: 3-hydroxyisobutyryl-CoA hydrolase activity. The transcript has 14 exons. Lineage: Eukaryota; Metazoa; Chordata; Actinopteri; Clupeiformes; Clupeidae. The coding region runs from base 38 to 1186 and encodes 382 amino acids. Gene Ontology annotation, biological process: L-valine catabolic process.
CACAGUUGGCUCAUUGAAAGGAAGGCAAAGCACCACAAUGUCAAUAACAGUAUUGAAAUCAGCGUUUAAACUGAGGUCAAUCUGCAGAUUGCAAAGGAUACGAGGUCAUAUGAUGUCCAGUCAUGCUGGAUCUGAGGUUCUCUCAGAGAAAGUGGGUAAUGCUGGAGUCAUCACACUGAACCGACCCAAGGCCUUGAAUGCACUCAAUCUCCCCAUGAUCAGACACAUAUAUCCACAACUAAAGAAAUGGGACCAAGACUCAGAGAUCGAUCUUGUGAUCAUCAAAGGGGCAGGAGGAAAAGCUUUUUGUGCGGGUGGGGACAUCAGAGCUGUAACAGAUGCAGGAAAAGUAGGUGAUCCACUUGCUCAAGAUUUCUUCAGAGAGGAGUACAUACUGAACAAUGUGAUUGGUACAUAUACGAAGCCCUAUGUUGCCCUUAUUGAUGGAAUAACGAUGGGAGGAGGCGUUGGCCUGUCGGUUCACGGACGGUUUCGGGUGGCCACAGAGAAGACACUCUUCGCCAUGCCAGAGACUGCCAUAGGCCUGUUUCCUGACGUGGGGGGUGGCUACUUCCUGCCCCGGCUUCAAGGCCGACUGGGUCUCUUCCUGGCCCUGACCGGCUUUCGCCUCCGAGGCCGGGACGUGCUGCGGGCGGGCGUGGCCACACACUUUGUGGAGUCAGAGAAGAUUGGUGCCCUUGAGAAGGAUCUGGUUGACCUGAAGUCUCCCUCUAUGAGUGAUGUGGCUAAAGUGCUGGACUCAUACCAGCACCAGAGUGCACUGGAUGCAGACAAACCCUUUGCCCUUGAGCAGCACAUGGAAACAAUCAACAGGCUGUUUGAUGCUGGCAGUGUGGAGGGGAUCAUUAAGAAUCUGAAGAAGGAUGGCUCCCCAUUCGCUAAAAAGCAGGUGGAGACUCUUGCCAAAAUGUCUCCCACAUCCAUGAAGUUAACUCUCAAACAGCUGGAGCAUGGGGCCUCCAUGACCCUGCAGGAGGUGCUGGUUAUGGAGUACAGGCUGACCCAAGCCUGCAUGAAAGGUCAAGAUUUCUAUGAAGGAGUUAGAGCAGUUCUGAUUGACAAGGACCACAGCCCCAAGUGGAAACCAGGCACCCUGGAGGAAAUCUCCGAGCAGUCAGUGGAGGACGGCUUCAAGUCCCUGGGGGAACAUGACCUCAAGCUGUAGCACCAUUGUCCUGGCAGGCCCCCAGGGGUCUUUAUCGCGCAGGCUCUCCCACAUGCCACCCUCACCAUGGCCUUUUGUGGUAGUGGGCACGGAGUGCCACAGAGCCCUCUCCUGUGCUGAUGGUGGCAGCUCGGAAUGAGACACUACAGUAUGUGCCACAUGAUUGGCACACAUCCAUGCAGACUCACCACUCAGUGCUUUAUAUUUGAUUGAUACUAUUUGCUGAUGUUUUGUAAAAAAUAUAGAAAUGGAGUGUGUGGUCUGAUUUACUGAAUCUUUCUGUUUGCAUUCCUAUGUCCUCACUAAAGACUAUUUUCAAGGUAUCUGACAUGGUCUGAAAUAGAUGAACUAGUUCAAUGAACAGUUGAUGAACAGGCUUAAUAAAGAACUCUGCUUUA